Lymnaea stagnalis (great pond snail) is the source of this 981-nucleotide messenger RNA. NCBI's taxonomy places the organism in Eukaryota, Metazoa, Mollusca, Gastropoda, Lymnaeidae. The record is from the annotation of a GenBank genome assembly.
AUGGAAGGACCUGGCGGGAGGCUACACGUUAAUCCCGAUAGAUGCUACAGCUGGUUAAAUGUGGCAGGGGAUGGCGCGGACAACAAGAAAAAGAAAAGACGACUCGACGGGGACUGUGAAAAUUUCGAGGACGAGCCAAUACCCACGGCGCUAGAUGGAGGCUGGGGGUGGGUUGUCGUACUUGGAGCCUUCACUGUAAGUCUUAUAUGCGAUGGCGUCUCCUACUGCUUCGGUGUCCUUUACUCGGAGCUCCUGGUUCAGUUCAAAGAGAGCAAAAGCAAAACGUCUUUGGUCGGCAGCAUCUUUUUUGGCGUCUCGAUGACUUUGGGGCCGAUGGCCAGCGCACUGACAUCGCGUUACGGCUGCAGGAAGAUGACGGUCAUAGGCGGUCUACUCUCGUGCCUUGGCAUGAUUCUCAGCAUGUUCGCCCCGAGCAUUGAUAUUCUCUGCGUGACGUUCAGCGUCAUCGUCGGAACGGGAUUCUCCUUCUGCUACAUAUCGAGCAUUGUGAUUGUUUCCUUUUACUUCAACAAGAGAAGAUCUCUAGCCACUGGCAUGGCCGUGUGCGGCACAGGGGUCGGAACUUUUACGUUUGCUCCAAUGAUGGAUUACCUCGUGGACACCUACGAUCUAAGAGGCCUAUUUCUGAUCAUGGGAGGGGUGUGUUUGAAUCUUGUAGUCUGUGGCAUGCUCUUCCGACCGCUUCAUUUCACAAGAGCCGAGAGACGAGAUAUGUUUCUGAGGAAAUUCAACGAACUUCCGAAAAGCAGAAAGGAUAUUGAAUUGCAAAGAGAUUCAUUCCAUGUGGAUGUUCUUUCGGCAGAGGACGAGGUUGGGGACACGAUGUCUUUACUGAACGUACCGACAUUUGUAACAAGCAGUGUUUCGACCAAACCUUCCAAGGCUCUAAUGAAAGCGCUAAGAACUGGGAACAACCCUCAUCUGACCUUAAACAGAUACAUGAGCAACGCAAUGGUGCAG